GCUUAGCUCUUGGAUGCCAUUAUUGCAAUGGGAAUUGGGAACCGCAUUUAAUCCGUUAUAGACUAGAGAGAAAGAGAAAGGAUCCAAGGUGGCCAAAUGGAUGUCUACAAUUUUAAUUGAAGCUGUAGGUGAAUGAGCCACUCUUGACUAUGAAAACAAUCUCAUAAAGAUUACUUGGUAAUCACAAUUUUCAGUUGGCAACACCUAAAUAUUGAAGAUAGAUUUGUUGGAUAUUUUGUUUCGUGUUGAUAAUUAAGAUUAGCCUCUACUUCAUUCCUUUAAUGGCGUGGAUAUAAUUUCUAUAGAUAGUUAAGCCAGUGACGGCUGAGGCUGUCAUUGCCCAUAAUGGACUACGACCUUUUCUUCUUGUCUCUUUGGUCUAUCUCCUUCUCUUUUUCUCUGUCUCUCUCCUUCAAACAAAAUAUGUGAGAAAAAAAUGCCCUUCAAAAAGAGAGACUUUCUUUGGAUGGUUCCAUUUUUCUUCAACCAAAAGCGGCUAGAGACCACACACACUUAAUUGUUUCUCUCCUGGUGCCUUGAUUUGCCGUGGUUUUGCAUUGCCACCACGUUUUUGUAGGGAUUCCUACUUUGAUGAAGAAAGAAUUUCGACUCAAAGUUUUCAGAGUUCGGGAUACUUGCUGCUCCUUAUCUGUAUCAGAUUCUUGGAUUCUGAUUCUGUUAACUUGUUUGGUAACUAAUGACUAAGGAGAGAAUCAAUAUCCUGGGUAUAGCAGAUAUAAUCAAGCAUGAAGCUAGUCAUAGAACAAGUAAUUCCACUGGAAAAGUUGACAACCUUAAUGGUGGAUCAAAAAUUUUUUCUCGUUAUCUAAGACCUUCUUUUGGUUCGUGCCAUGAUUUUUGCAAAUACGGAGAAGAACGUGCCCUUGAAAUAAAGGCAAGAGGCCCCAUUUCCAUCUCAAACACAGAAACACUGGCUGAAGGCCAGGAUCUGAGAAAGAAGAAAUUGGCACUUAGUCGUACACAUUCUCUCAGUUUGAAAGCACGGAAACUUGAUGAUCACACUGUCAAGAGAGUUGUUUCAUCAUCAACUCUAAAGGGAACAAACGGCUUGGUGAGACAUAAUAGUGAUCCAAAGAUGAAGCUGAAGCUGCCAAAGCGAUCCUCUCUCCCAAAUUUGAGAUAUUCAAUUGGUGAAGGUGACAGAAAAAUUAGGAAAAGCAAGGAUAUUGAGUUGUUCAAACUUGAUGUUUGCAUUGACAAGGGAGUAGUUUCAUCACCUCUCAAGGAAACAGAUUUUUGGGUGAAACAUGCUAGCAAUCCAAUGAAUAAGCCUAUGUUGCCUCAUUUAUCAAAGCAAUCUUCUCUCCCCAUCCAUAUUUGUUCAAAUGUUGGAGGAGACAGAAAAGCUAGAAAUAGCAAGGAGACUAAGAUAUCCAAACGCGAUGAAGCCAUUGUUGAUGCAUUCAUAUCAGCAAUGAGCAAGGAAGAAACUGUUUUGGUUUCAUCACCUCUCAAGGAAAAGAAAAUAGAUGUUUCAGUGAAACAUGCAUUUGAUCCUAAGAGGAAAUCUAAUCUAUCAAAGCAAUCUUCUCUCCCAACGCAGCGAUUUUCAAAUGGUGGAGGAGACAGAAGUAGAAGAAAAAGCCAUGAAAUGAAUCUUUUAAUGAGUCCACCAGGAAGUUCGAGCAUCAAAACAAAAGUCAAAAGCAAGAACAACAGAAGCAAAGAUAUGAGGAGCUCUGGAAAGGGCAAGGGAAAGGUUGCUGAGCCAUCAUCCGUUUCUUCAUCUGCUAAACUUCCUCUCAUGAGAUCUUCGAGCUGGAAUGUUAAAAACUCUAAACACCUGAAUAAAAUUUCUCGUGUGAGUAAGAAGACUAGAAGAAAACCUGAACCUGAGCAACCCCGUAGGGAGGAUUUAACAGAGAACAAUUUGCCUGUGGUUGGACAAAAUGCUGAGGAAAAAAAUUUGACUCCCAUUAAAAAUGACGUUCCUGCAAUUGACUUGUCUCCAUCCUCACCUGCAUUCCCUGAUGACAAAAUCUUCAACACUGUUCAAAAUGGAACUCGUACUGCUCAAUUGACUCCACCCUCUGGAAAGUGGAACUCUAGACAUAGUGAAAAAAAAAUUCAUGCCAAACAAUCGCGUCGAUCCUGGCCACCAACUUCUAAGAGAAAAAGCUCAAGGGCUACUCGACUUGGAACUCGGUCUGAUACAUCUUCAUUGGCAUCUUUGUCUAUGCAUAGCGAAACUGAACUUGAAAACCAAAUAUCAGACUUGGAAAAGGAACUCAAGAAUAGGCGGUGGAAAGGUGGAACAACCAGCUUGAAAGAUGACAGUGAUCUGGGCCAAAGGCUCGCUUUCAGAAGAGGAAAGGUGAUUGACCUUCAGCCUGUGGAUAUUACUCCAAGGAGGCUAAAAUUUAAGCAAAGGGCAUUUGGUGACAGUGAAAAUGGUAUAACUGAUGCUAGUUGGAAAGCUGUGGGGAAGAAAAACUUGAGACAUAGUCGGAAGAGAAUCUAUGCCAGAAGUACUCAAAAGAGAAUUUAUGCCAGAAGGACUCAGAAUAAAAAUAAUGAUACUCAAUCACUUCCAUCCCGGCCUUCAUCUCCCCAGGAGAAAGACUUGCAAGGCACUCCAUUUGGAACUGUGGUUGCUCGAUCAUAUACAUCUUCAUUGGCAUCAUGGUCUUCAUAUGGUUAUACCUCCUCUAUAAAUGGUGAAACUGAUACCGAAAUCCUAAUAUCAGACUUGGAGAAGGAAUUUGAGAAUAGGCAUAAAAAAGGUGGAACAAUUAGCUUGAAAGAUGAAUGUGGUCCAAUCCUAAUGCUAAGUUUUCGAAGAGGAAAGGUGAUUGAGCUUCAGCCUGAGGAUAAUACUCCAAGGAGACUGAAAUUUAGGCAAAGGGCGAUUGGGGACAACCAAGAUGGUGAAGGUGAUGAUGAUGUUAGCUUAAAAACCCAUGAGAAACGAGAAUCUGAGGGAGAUGAGGUUGGCGGUUCAGAAACAGAAUCGAAGAAUGAUGUUUUGAGACAACAAGAUGUGAUAAAGGAGGAAAAAAAUCGUGGCAUUAAUUUGUCAAAUAAUGUGAUUGAAGAAACUGUAAGUGAAUUAGUGAAGACCAGGAAGAGUAAGGUGAAGGCAUUAGUGGGGGCUUUUGAAAAUUUGAUUUCUCUUCUGGAUACCAAAACUGUGGUAAUAGAUUGAGUUCCUUAAGCUUAGCUGCUUUGUGUAAAUUAAUUUUAAAUGUUAAAAAAAAAAAAAAAAAGUGUUGCAGUGGCAUAACUAGGAGAGAUUGAAUUAAGUUCUGAAAGUUCUUGAGAAGUACUUUAACUGUGUGUAUCUGUUUUUCAUAUUGGUUUGAUGAAGAGUGGUUUUCUCUUUUC
Pistacia vera is the source of this 3345-nucleotide messenger RNA. RefSeq lists its product as uncharacterized. Gene Ontology annotation, molecular function: calmodulin binding. The transcript has 3 exons. Bases 698 to 3166 code for a protein of 822 amino acids. The record is from RefSeq and is a predicted model, not a curated record. NCBI's taxonomy places the organism in Eukaryota, Viridiplantae, Streptophyta, Magnoliopsida, Sapindales, Anacardiaceae.